AUGAAUAUGACAAAAUUCGUUUUCGACGCAUUGAUCGUCGGAGGUGGCCCUGCAGGCCUGUCGGCCGCCCUGGCUCUCGCACGAGUCCAACGCACGGCACUGGUCUUUGAUUCUGGUCAUUAUCGAAACCUGGGCGUGUCAGCCAUGCAUACAGUUCUGUCGCGGGACGGCAUUCCGCCAACCGAGUUCCGUGAGAUCGCUCGCAGUCAGAUCGAAGAGAAGUAUCCCCGUAUCCAGUUCUCUAGUGCCCAAGUCUCGCAGGCUUCUCAAACGGACAUCGGGGACGGAUACAUGGGGUAUCAGGUCACUGAUAGAGAUGAGACCAUCUACAAAGGGCGCAAGUUGAUUCUGGCUACUGGGUCGGAGGAUCUGUUGCCCACGAACAUUGAUGGAUACCAGGAAAACUGGCCUUCGCACAUUUAUCAAUGUCUCUUCUGUGAUGGCUAUGAAAAGCAGGGUCAGCCUGUGGGAAUUUUGGAGUUCUCCUCCCCAGCAUACCUGGGACUUGCUCUCAUGAGCUUACAGUUCUCAGAUGAUGUCACUAUCUACAGCAAUGGGCCGUUAUCAAGCGAUACAGUUGUCCAAAAGGCGGCUCGCACGGCGUCUGCCAGUGGCGUCAAGAUUGACGAAAGACCAAUUCGACGAUUGAUGAACCAAGGGGACACCAUCGGCAUCGAAUUCGAUGAUACACAGACCAUCACUCUCGGUAUGCUGUUGCACAAGCCCCCGACGAUCAACCGAUCACAGAAUUUGAUUGAUCAGCUCGGGCUCGCAACAAUGGAGCAGAGUGCCGAAGUGGUGGUCAAUCCACUCUUCUGUGAAUCCAGUCUGCCGGGCUGCUUCGUGGCUGGCGAUGGUGGUCAGUUGUUGAAGCAGGUAGCUGUUGCUAUGGGUACUGGUGUGUAA
Molecule: messenger RNA, 906 nt
Organism: Penicillium egyptiacum
Lineage: Eukaryota; Fungi; Ascomycota; Eurotiomycetes; Eurotiales; Aspergillaceae
Source: the annotation of a GenBank genome assembly